Molecule: messenger RNA, 1550 nt
Organism: Drosophila biarmipes
Lineage: Eukaryota; Metazoa; Arthropoda; Insecta; Diptera; Drosophilidae
Product: facilitated trehalose transporter Tret1
Exons: 6
Coding region: 27-1409 (460 amino acids)
Biological process (GO): transmembrane transport; carbohydrate transport
Cellular component (GO): membrane
Molecular function (GO): sugar transmembrane transporter activity
Source: RefSeq, a predicted model, not a curated record
CUGCGACUGACAUUCAGAAGGCAAAAAUGGUUGCCAUUUUCGAGAACUCCUUGCUGCAGCACAAAACACGUUACCAGCUCUUGGCCACGGUUAUUGUGAACAUCAUUACCUUUGGCCAUGGCGUGGGAGUGGGCUGGCUCUCGCCCACUCUGACCAAAAUCCAAUCGGUCGAUACACCUCUAGGGUUUGAAGUCAAUCUGACAGAGGUAUCCUGGCUGGGCUCCAUGCUGGGACUGGGCAGUGUGUGCGGUAACUUAACCAUAGCCCUGCUAAUUGAGAGGGCUGGCAGGAAGUUCUGCCUCUACUUGAUAGCAGUACCCUAUGCGUGCAUUUGGAUCUUGAUAUACUGCGCCUCCAAUGUGUACUUCCUGUAUGCAGCGCGCUUUUUUUGCGGCUUUACUGGGGGCGCUGGCUACGUGGUGGUGCCCAUUUUCAUCAGCGAGGUGGCCGACAGCAGCAUUCGGGGGGCCCUCACUUCGAUGGUGAUGCUAUCUGUCGAUUUGGGUAUACUGGCUGGCUAUAUACUCAGCACUUAUCUGGACUAUCAUGUCGUACCCCUUCUGGCCAUUAUCUUGCCCGCUGCCUACUUUAUGGCCAAUUUAAUGCUGCCCGAAACGGCACCGUAUCUCUUGAAGAGGAGCCAACUCUCUGCAGCCGAGAAGUCAUUUAGAUACUAUAAAAAUCAGCGGGAUGCAAUCAGCGAACGCACCUCAAAGGUCGACUUUGAGGAGCUUCGAACAGCCGUGCUGGCACAGCAGAACAGGAAUGCCACGCCCCUGAGCUACAAGGACCUCAUGACCAAGCCCGCUCUCAAGGGAUUCGGGGCCUCCAUUGUCCUCUGUUUGGGCUACCAGUUCAGCGGCGUCUUCAGCUUCAUCAACUACAUGUCCGACAUAUUCAAGGCCUCGGGCUCUAUUGUGGAUGUCAACACGGGCACCAUUAUCAUAGGAGUUGUUCAGAUCGUUGGGGUCUACACCUCCACCAUCCUGGUGGACAUUGUGGGCCGUCGGGUUCUGAUGUUGAUCUCCACAAUGGGAGUGGGAGUUGGGUGUAUUGCCUUCGGUUGCUUUACGUACUUUGCCCAAAUCUACGAUCUCAGCAACUUCAACUGGCUGCCCCUGGUGCUGAUGAUCAUCAUCUGUUACGUGGCCAACAUUGGACUAAUCGGAAUCUUCUUCCUGGUGCUAGUGGAACUGUUCCCAGUCAAGAUUCGCUCCCUGGCCACAUCGCUUUCUGUGAUUUUCCUGAGUUUGGUGCUCUUUGGCACCUUGAAACUCUUUCCCCUGAUGCUGCACUACUGGGGCAUAUCCAUAACCAUGUGGUUCUCCGCCGCCUCGGGGCUACUCACCUUCCUUUACUUCUGGCUGUUCUUGCAGGAAACCAAGGGAAAGUCCAUGAUUGAAGACUAAUAGGCUUGCUUUUCUGAGGUAUCAACUAGCUUUCCUUUUCAUUGCUUCGAAGAACUAACUAGAAAUCCUACUAAAUAAAAAAAAAAAUAUAAAAAAAAUAACUGAAGACAAUUAAAGAAAUAUACAAGUAGAAAUAUACAA